CAUUAUCUUUAUUUGAUAUAAAAUAGGUGUAUGGAUGAAAGAAAAAUAAAUUAUUACUAGAAAAGGUUUCGCUGAACUGCAAAGAGUAUUACGCAAUCCUCACUACAGCAUGCUUGGUAUCACGUGUGAUUUACAUUUGUGUAGCAUAAACGAUUUCAUCACAUUCAAUUUUUAACUUACACCAAAACACAGCGACAAAGUCCUUUUCAUUAAGAAUACGUUCUAGUUGUUUUGCAGUAACCUCCUCAAUCACUGACUCGGCUCCUUUCUGAUGAUGAUGUCCAGUUGAUGAUGAUGAUGAUGAUGAUGAUGAAAUAGUCUUUCCACCACGAUUAGCACUAUUAUCAUCUUGACGCACAUUUUUAGCGCCUUCUACGCCGCAAUUUGUGCUACUUAAAAUCACCAGGACACCGAGGAUAAGGAAGAGGAAGAAUACACUUGGCCUCGGCAUCACCGUGCGCCAGUAUCGGCACCCCGUCGAACCGUCGUUCACCCUCGACAUCGCCGCACUGACUGCGAUAGUUAUUUUUGAUUUUCGGACAGCGUCCGCCCUAGCUGAGUAUGAGCUCGCGUGAUCCAAAGCGCCGUCGCCGGAAUAUACCCUGCAGAGGGGAAAUCAAAUCAUGAUCAUCAUUCAAAAAUUAUUGACAUUGGUCCUCUCAACGAAAUUUAUCAUGAAUCAAAGCUCUUUUAGCAGCUACACCAAAUUCACUCGUGGUAUAAUUCAAAAAGGGUGAGGUUGAUAAAAAUACAUUUCAAUGACGGAAAGACGAUGCUUUGAGUGAUUUUAUAAAAAGACACAUCCCUACCUAUCGUUAGAAGCGUCAAUAAUGAAAAUUUAUGGAGCUAAAAUAGGUAGGAGCGCUCAGUGCAUGUGCUUUAGCUAAACGUGGUCAUCGUGUUCGUAUAUAUGAAUAUCGGUCUGAUAUAAGAAUUGAAGAAUCAAGGGGUCAAAGUAUUGACCUUGCUCUUUCUGUUCGUGGUCGCCAUGCUUUAAAGCUUAUCAAUCUUGAAGAUAAAAUAAUAAAUCAUCAUGGAAUUGCAAUGCGAGGAAGAAUGCUUCAUGGAAAAGACGGACAUCUUCAGGAAAUGAUUUAUGACAGCGUAAAAAAUAAUUUGCUCUAUUCCGUCAGUCGAAAAUAUAUGAAUCAAGUCCUAUUGGAUGCUGCCGACAAAUAUCCUUCAGUGACAUUAAUUUUUAAUAAAAAACUUGUGGAAGCAGAUUUGGAUCUUGGAAAACUCAAAUUUUUAGAUACAAACACGAAGAAAAUAUUAAAUGUAGAAGCUGAAUUAAUAAUUGGGGCAGAUGGUGCACAUUCUACAGUAAGAAAAAUGAUGUUAAAGCGACCAGGAUUUGAUUUUUCACAAACAUACAUUGAACAUGGCUACGUAGAACUCAACAUUCCUCCUCACUUGAUUGAUAAAAAUCAUCCAGAGAAAGGAUUCAAAUUUUGUAUGAGUCCAAAACAUUUACACAUUUGGCCUAGAGGAACAUUCAUGAUGAUUGCAAUGCCUAAUGAUGAUUUCACUUUUACUGGCAAUCUCUUUGCACCUUUGAAAAUCUUGAAUGGUUUAGAUACACCAGAGAAGUUAGUGCAGUUUUUUACCGAAGAAUUUCCAGAUAUUCUCCCACUUCUUGGUAGUACCCAAGUACUCAUCGACAACUUUUUUUCAAUUAAACCAAAAACAUUAAUAUCUAUCAAAUGUAAUCCUUAUCAUAUGGGAAAAAGUUUAAUUCUGGGAGAUGCAGCACAUGCAAUGGUACCUUUUUAUGCUCAAGGGAUGAAUGCUGCUUUCGAAGAUGUUCUGAUACUCAAUGAAUUGAUGGAUAUUUAUGACGAGGAUAUGUCCAAAGUAUUACCUGAGUUUUCAAAAGCUCGUUGUGCAGAUGCUCAUGCUAUUUGUGACCUCGCAAUGUAUAAUUAUAUUGAAAUGCGUGAGCUUGUAAUGAAAAAAUCAUUUCGUUUACGUCGAAAUAUUGAUACUUUGCUUCAUCGAUUGUGGCCAAAUGGUUGGAUACCACUGUAUAAUACUAUUCAUUUCACUCGGAUGGGCUUUCGACGUUGUAUUGAAAAUCGUUCAUGGCAAGAUAUGGUAAUUCAGCGUUGUAUGUGGGGCUUAUUUAUUCUUGUGACAUUAGGAAUACUCCUGCUCUCUAUUCACGUUAAGUAAUCAUUCCAAUCAUUUUAUAAUAAUCAUUUUAUUCAUAUCCUAUUUUAGAAUUACAUAUUAUACGUAAAUAAACACUAUGUUGCAAGGACUUUUUAUAUUGAUACAUUCUAUAACAAUUUUUGUAACUUAUUUUAUAUGUUUGUCAUAAAUAAAUACAAUAUUUUCCAAGAUUAUGACAGAUAAAAAUGCACGUUCUAUAACAUAAUGAAACAUAUAAACAUCUAUAAUUAAAAUUUUUGUAAGCUUGAAAAAAUAUUGUCAACUAAAAUACUACUCUUAAUAAAAAUAGAUAACAGAUUUAUAACAUAUGUUAUUUCAU
Chelonus insularis is the source of this 2491-nucleotide messenger RNA. RefSeq names its product Kynurenine 3-monooxygenase cn (gene cn). The coding region runs from base 1045 to 2172 and encodes 375 amino acids. The transcript is spliced from 11 exons. Gene Ontology annotation, cellular component: mitochondrial outer membrane. Gene Ontology annotation, molecular function: FAD binding; kynurenine 3-monooxygenase activity. Lineage: Eukaryota; Metazoa; Arthropoda; Insecta; Hymenoptera; Braconidae. Gene Ontology annotation, biological process: L-tryptophan catabolic process; quinolinate biosynthetic process. The record is from RefSeq and is a predicted model, not a curated record.